This is a messenger RNA of Dioscorea cayenensis subsp. rotundata (Guinea yam), 1666 nucleotides long. Its product is annotated as polyadenylate-binding protein RBP45-like. The transcript is spliced from 7 exons. The record is from RefSeq and is a predicted model, not a curated record. Gene Ontology annotation, molecular function: mRNA binding. Gene Ontology annotation, cellular component: cytosol. The coding region runs from base 107 to 1372 and encodes 421 amino acids. Lineage: Eukaryota; Viridiplantae; Streptophyta; Magnoliopsida; Dioscoreales; Dioscoreaceae.
GAUAGAGAGAUAUCUUGGCGCCGUCCCGCGUGCGCUCUUCUCAGUGGGGGGCUCAAUCCGGUUCUUCGAGCUCGCUAGGGUUAGGGUUUCCAUCUAAGCUCCGAAGAUGAUGCAGCCCGGCGGAGGGACGAUGCAAGGGCAGAUGGACCAGCAGCAGAUGGGUCAGAGCCAGGCGCAGUGGGGCACGAUGGCGCCGCUCCAGCUGCAGUACCAGCAACCACCGCCGCCGCCGAUGUGGAGCCAGCAGCAGCCGCAAAUUCCCCCUCAAAUCCCAUCGCAACAGCAGCAGCAGUACCCUCCACAGUACCAUGCACCCCCGCCGCCGCCGUCACAGUACCAGGUGGCUGCCGCGAUGCAGCAGCCGGGAUCGUCUGAUGAGAUUCGCUCACUUUGGAUCGGGGAUUUGCAGUAUUGGAUGGACGAGGCUUACCUUCAGAGUUGCUUCUCCCAGCCCUUACAGAACGGAGAGCUUCUUUCUAUGAAAAUCAUCCGCAAUAGGCAGACUGGUCAUUCUGAGGGUUAUGGUUUUCUAGAAUUUGCAACACAUGCCAUUGCAGAGCGGAUUCUUCAAACAUAUAAUGGCCAGAUGAUGCCUAAUAUUGAUCAAGCUUAUAAAAUGAAUUGGGCAUCACCGGGAGCUGGUGAGAGGCGUGACAUUGGUGCUGAUCAUACCAUAUUCGUUGGAGAUUUGGCUUCAGAUGUUACUGAUUACAUUUUGGAAGAGACAUUCAAGGCUGUCUAUUCCUCUGUAAAGGGAGCAAAGGUUGUGAUUGACCGAACUACUGGACGCUCUAAAGGCUAUGGCUUUGUUAGGUUUGGAGAUGUCAAUGAACAAAAUCGAGCUAUGACUGAAAUGAAUGGAGCGUACUGCUCUUCAAGGCCUAUGCGGAUUGGUCCUGCAGCCAGCAAGAAGAGUGCUGAUGCUCCACAACAAUAUACUGCAAAAGCAUCAUAUCAGACACAAGGAACUGAUUCUGAGAGUGAUCCAAACAAUACAACACUAUUUGUUGGUGGGCUGGAUGCUAAUGUAAGUGAGGACCUUUUGCGGGAAACCUUCUGCAAGUAUGGGGAAUUAGUUCAUGUGAAGAUACCCGUAGGCAAGGGGUGUGGGUUUGUUCAAUUUGCUUACAGAGCUAAUGCCGAGGAAGCUUUAAAGUUGUUGCAUGGAACCUUGUUGGGUGGCCAGAACAUUCGCCUUUCCUGGGGCCGCAGUCCUAACAAACAGCUACAACCUGAUUCAAACCAAUGGAAUGGUAGUCACUAUGGCUACGGCCAAGGAUAUGACAUGUAUGGUUACGCUCCUCCGCCUCCUCAAGAUCCGAACAUGUAUGCAUAUACCGCGUACCAAGGAUAUGGAAAUUAUCAGCAGUAACAGUGAUCAUUGGUACAAGGUGGCGACGUGCUUUUGGUUUUGUCCACACAAUUUGCUUUCUAGUCCUCGUCAAUGGUUUAGGUUAAUUAUUACUGGUCCUAAUGGCCCCCUUGUAUGUUUGGUAGUCUGGCACCAACUUUUAUUAUUGUUAUUAUUAAUUCUAGGCGGGAAAUUUCUGGCUUGUACUCAAGCUAUUAUUUGUGUCAACAUAGACAGAUAUUGGGUAACAGUUAUAUAAUUGCUGUGUUAUUUUCUAGAUUUUUCUUUUAAAAUGAAAUAUGACUUUUGGCUAUU